Messenger RNA from Bemisia tabaci, 550 nucleotides. Its product is annotated as mitochondrial import inner membrane translocase subunit TIM14. Lineage: Eukaryota; Metazoa; Arthropoda; Insecta; Hemiptera; Aleyrodidae. The record is from RefSeq and is a predicted model, not a curated record. Gene Ontology annotation, molecular function: ATPase activator activity. Gene Ontology annotation, biological process: protein import into mitochondrial matrix. Gene Ontology annotation, cellular component: PAM complex, Tim23 associated import motor.
UGUUGUCAAAAAUUAACCUUCAAAUCCUCACGUCUAUAUAUGUUGUUCAUCUCUGUUCUUUUUGCGUUUUCAAAAAAAAUUCCAACUUAUUUUUAAACCAGUUUCAGUUUUGAGUUUGAGCCUUCCGUCACUUCUUCGAAUACUAUGGCGAGUUCACUUAUCCUGGCAGGCAUGGGGCUUGCUGCUGUAGGUUUUGCAGGUAGAUAUAUAACACGGAACAUGCCAGCAAUGUCCUCCAAGUUAAAUGAAGCCAUGAAGGCCAUACCAAACAUCGAUCCAAAAACAUAUUCCAACCGAUACUACAAAGGAGGCUUCGAGCCAAAAAUGAGUAAAAGAGAAGCCAGUCUGAUCUUGGGUGUAUCGCCUACCUCAAGCAAAUCUAAAGUCAAGGAAGCUCAUAAACGGAUUAUGUCCCUAAAUCAUCCAGACAGAGGUGGCUCCCCCUAUAUUGCUGCAAAAAUAAAUGAAGCAAAAGAUUAUUUAGAUUCUAAUAAGUAGAUAUGUGAUAAUUACCUAAAAUUGCAGAAGAAAAUCUUUCAUCAAGUCCAAA